UCAACUGUUGACACUUGAAGUUUUCCCUCUUUGUAUUUGAUUUCAUACUAACGUCUAUCAAAGUUAUGUUUUAAAAGUGUGGGCUUUGUUUUUAUAUAUUUUAAAAUUGAAGAAAAGCCGUUAAGUUGGAAAUAAGUAUUAUAGAAUCAUGGCAAAUGAAUCUAUCUUAUCCGACGAUUUUGAUAACUUGAAAAAAGACUACUUUAUUAUCAAAAAGGAACUAGAUCGAACUAACCAAGAAUUAUAUGACUGCAAAAGACAACUAAAGGUACAGGAAGCUUUACAACAUGAAUUUCAAAGUGAAAUUGACAUGUUACAAUCUGAUGAAAUUCGCCAGAAACAAAAAUAUCAAGACAUGAUUUCACAUCUUGAAGAAACUAUUAGCAACCUGAGAUCAAAUUAUAAUGAACAGAUUCAGACGUUGGAGUCAGCUAUAGUAAAUUUAGAAGAGAAAAAUGUUGCACUUGAAGUGGAACUUGGGGCAGUUAAGAAAACGAAUUCAUCAAUGUCAUUCAGUGGAGACACCACACAGUUAAUUGAGGAGAUUCUCUUACUCAAAGAGGAUAACCAAGGUUUCACAGAAAACCGUGAUGAACUUGUAGCCAACUUGGAAGAACUUCAGCAUAAUAAUUUUGAACUACAAAAAACUCUGGAUGAGUGCAGAAUGGAAUCAUUGAAUCUCAAAGAGAGUCUUGAAUGUAAACGUGAAGAAUUGUUGGAGGCUAAUAAUUUAAUUCAGAAGUUGAAUGAUGACAAAAUUUGUUUGCAGACAGAGCUGGACUCUCUCAAAAGUCAACCUCUGGAUGAAAAAAGUAAGGGAAAUUCAUUGUUUGCUGAGGUAGAUGACAGAAGGGUGUAUCUGCAGGAAACGAUAAAUAAAAUGAAAUCAGAUUACACCACUAUGUCACAAGAGAGAUCACAACACCUUAAUACAAUCCAUCAAUUGAAAUUAGAAAACCUGAGGCUGUUAGACAAAUGGAAAUCAGAUAGUUCAGAGAAAACAGAUGAUGAAGAUGAAGUCGUCAAGUCAUUGCAGUAUCGAAUAAAAGCAUUAGAAGAUCUCUUAGAAAAGUACAAAAAAGAUCUGGAAUCUAAACCAGUAGUCAUAUCAAAAAAUAAUUAUGAAGAAAUUCAAUAUUAUCAAGUAGUGUUGAAUAAUAAGAAUAAAGAAAUAGAAGAUUUAAGAGAUGAAAUAUCGUCUAGAUCAUUAACUCAAAUUUUACUAUCCACUUCUUUGAAAGAAGCCAAUGAAGAGAAAAGGAAAUGGAGAUUGGAGGCUAUUUCCAAACAGCAUCAGUUAGAUGCUAUAAAUAGUGAGUCUUCACUAGAUAAGGAAGAAGUAGAUAAUUUUGAGGCAAAACCAAACAAUUCCAAAAACGAAAGAUUAACAUUUAAUAGAUCUGAUAAUGUAACUAGAAGAAAUACCGGCGAUAAAAAAGAACUUAGAAAAACUACUGAUAUGAACAAUCUUGAAGUGAGGAAAACUGAUAGUAGAAUGAUAUAUGAAAAAUUUCAAAGAUCUGAAAGAGACACCCAGAGAGAUACCCAGUUCCGAGUCCCAGAAUUCAUUCAAAGAGGCAUGACAAAAACGAGAAAUAGUGAAAAGGUAAAUGAAGGCAAUGAUGAUGUGUUUGAGAAUAAUAAAGAAGAAAGUAAUAAAACUGUCAGUAGUGAUACCAAGACAAAUGAAGAUAAAGAAAACCUAUCAGAAAAUAUGGAUCCAACAGCAAAUAAGUUACAAAAGGACCAGCCUAGAAAAGUAACAUUCUCUGAAAAUACAGUUUCUCCCAAAAAGUCUAGCGGAACGAGCAUGAGAACUUGUAAACGAGUUAUUGUUGCAAACCCUGUUUAUUUUUCCAGCAAACCAGAUAAUUAGAGUAUAUAUUUUGGAAAUGGAGCCACAAAACAAUUCCAAAUUAUUCAUUAUUUCUUGUACAUUUUUUUAAAAUCGUCAAGUAAACCAUUGCAUUAGUUUUUAUAUUCGUGAAAAAUAUAUAUACGUUAAAAAGCUUUA
Leptinotarsa decemlineata (Colorado potato beetle) is the source of this 2014-nucleotide messenger RNA. RefSeq names its product spindle apparatus coiled-coil protein 1 spindly. NCBI's taxonomy places the organism in Eukaryota, Metazoa, Arthropoda, Insecta, Coleoptera, Chrysomelidae. The record is from RefSeq and is a predicted model, not a curated record.